Messenger RNA from Ananas comosus (pineapple), 1132 nucleotides. Its product is annotated as protein crooked neck-like. Gene Ontology annotation, biological process: mRNA splicing, via spliceosome; spliceosomal complex assembly. Gene Ontology annotation, molecular function: protein binding. Gene Ontology annotation, cellular component: post-mRNA release spliceosomal complex; Prp19 complex; precatalytic spliceosome. Lineage: Eukaryota; Viridiplantae; Streptophyta; Magnoliopsida; Poales; Bromeliaceae. The transcript has a single exon. The record is from RefSeq and is a predicted model, not a curated record. The coding region runs from base 117 to 806 and encodes 229 amino acids.
UAAACCACCCACCUCGAUCGGCUCCUCUCUCUCUUCUUGCAAAACCCUAGCUAGGUCCCAAACCCUCUCCUCUCCCCUUCGUCUCCUUCGUUGUAUAGCUCGAGAUCUCGCCAACAAUGGUCCGGUCGCGGAAGAACGCGGAGGCGCAGCUCCCCCGCCCCGUCCGCGUCAAGAACAAGGCCCCCGCCCCGAUCCAGAUCACCGCGGAGCAGAUCCUGCGCGAGGCGCGCGAGCUCCGCGACCGCGAGAUCCGCCCCCCCAAGCGCGAGAUCGCCGGCCCCGACGAGCUCGCCGAGCACCGCCUCCGCUGGCGCGCGGAGUUCGAGGGCCGCCUCCGCCGCGGGCGCUCGAGCGCCUCCGCGUGGGCCAAGUACGCGCGGUGGGAGGAGUCCCAGGGCGACUUCCCCCGCGCCCGCUCCGUGUGGGAGCGCGCCCUCGACGUCGACUACCGCAACCGCACCCUCUGGCUCGAGUACGCCGAGUUCGAGAUGCGCAACCGCUUCGUCAACCACGCCCGCAACGUCUGGGACCGCGCCGUCUCCCUCCUCCCCCGCGUCGACCAGCUCUGGUACAAGUACAUCCACAUGGAGGAGAUGCUCCGGAACGUCCCCGCCGCCCGCCAGGUGUUCGAGCGCUGGAUGCAGUGGCAGCCCGACGCCCAGGGCUGGCUCUCCUACGUCAAGUUCGAGCUCCGCUACGGCGAGGUCGCCCGCGCCCGCGCCGUCUACGAGCGCGCCGGCGACCUCCUCUCCGAGGACGAGGACGCCCAGAAGCUCUUCGCCGCGUUCGCCGAGGAGAGGUGCUAGAACAUAUAAUUACAGAGCGCGAGGUGCAUUUACAAGUAUGCGUUUGGACCGGUAACGUGAAGUACCUAGAUUUCGAAUCUGUCGUCCCAAAUAUCAUUUAAAAUAUAAUUACAAAAUAGUGUAAGUUUUUUAUUUAAUUAUGAUUAGAAUUUGUUGUUAUUCAAAAUAAAAAUUAAAUUUAUCAUCGGUUAUGAAUUGAUAAUUAUAUAUUGUUAAGUAUGAAUUAACUAGAUGAAUAAGUCACAGUAAACACAACUGUAUAAGGCUAAGGGUGUCGUUCAUAGUGUAAUCAAAUACUUUUUAUUAAUAGAGUAUUAUUUUAGUUA